AUGCUCCGCAGAGUAGCGUGGUUUACGGCCGUGAUUGGGUACGUGAUACAGACCAAGGGCUUCUCGAUUAUACAGUCGAAGAAGUUCAUGGACGUCGACCCUGCGAAGGAGAGCAGUGCGAAGCUCAAUGGGUUCUCCAACGAGGAGAUGAAGCGAUGCAUGACCAUAUACCUGGCCUUCAUAUAUUUUGUCUCGCUGCUACUGCUAUUACCGAUAACAAGUUUCUUUACGGAUAAAAUCGGGUCCAUGGGCAGUGGGUACUCGCGAGUACCAGACGGUACAGACGAAAGAGAGAACAUGGUGAGCAACUCUUCAGAGGAGGAGUACGAAUUGCAGAAUAUCGUGUCGCCAAGACCUUCGGCGCUGAGUCUCGAUUUGACUUUACAAUUGGACACAAGUGCAGCUCAUUCACAGGACACUGCGAUAUCUACGAAAUCUACUGUCCAAUACAUUGGGAAGUUGCUCUUCUUGACCAUUUUCACCAUGAUCCCAGUUUUCACGUACAUGCUGGCUCUGUCGUUGUCCCCCGCGUUCGAUGUCGCGUUGAUCCAAAACACAGCCGUGUUCGAGAUCGUAACGUUACUCUACGGUGUGUGUGGUAUCGCUAGGAAGAACCACGUGUUCAGGAAUUUCCUCGUCAUGAUGGCAGCACUCGCUAGCAUACAGGUUAUCUCGUACACAAAGGCCACCUGCGACAUGCUGGCGGGGAAACUGUCCAUCAACCCAAGUACGGGGGAAGUGACCGACCUGUUCCUGUUUGACAGACUCAAGGCGUCGCUCAUCUGUGGGCUCGGGUCGCUUUCUGUGGGGGUCUUCGCAGUGAUGUGGCACAGGUGGUUCGGUAAACCAUCUGCCUCGCUCAUCCAGCAGAGCUCACACUUGUCGCUGAUCGGUAUCAUGUCCAUCAUCCUGUUGCUCCCCUUUGUGCCCGAUUUGAAACUGAGCUACCAGGUCAUCUCUUUUUACUACGCUGACAAAACAUUCUGGCUCACGUUGAUGGGGUCCCUGUUCUUUGGUACCGUGCCAUGUCUGUUCUCUCUACUACAUUUGAACAAGAAAAAUCCACCAGAGUUUGUCACAACGGUGAAUCUGGGAUCGAUAAUAUUCAUGGGACUGGCAGAAUGGUUGACAGAACCAAUACAGACAACUAUUGUCAGAUGGGAGGUCAUCGGGUACAUUGUCCUUGUUUUGAGCUGUAUAUUUCUAUCAAUGACGCUGCGUUAG
Huiozyma naganishii CBS 8797 is the source of this 1224-nucleotide messenger RNA. It is a transcript of the gene CSG2, whose product is annotated as mannosylinositol phosphorylceramide synthase regulatory subunit. Gene Ontology annotation, biological process: intracellular calcium ion homeostasis. Gene Ontology annotation, molecular function: enzyme regulator activity. Bases 1 to 1224 code for a protein of 407 amino acids. NCBI's taxonomy places the organism in Eukaryota, Fungi, Ascomycota, Saccharomycetes, Saccharomycetales, Saccharomycetaceae. The transcript has a single exon. The record is from RefSeq and is a predicted model, not a curated record. Gene Ontology annotation, cellular component: endoplasmic reticulum membrane.